This is a messenger RNA of Electrophorus electricus (electric eel), 2801 nucleotides long. It is a transcript of the gene znf384b, whose product is annotated as zinc finger protein 384 b. Lineage: Eukaryota; Metazoa; Chordata; Actinopteri; Gymnotiformes; Gymnotidae. Gene Ontology annotation, biological process: regulation of transcription by RNA polymerase II. Gene Ontology annotation, cellular component: nucleus. Gene Ontology annotation, molecular function: RNA polymerase II cis-regulatory region sequence-specific DNA binding; DNA-binding transcription factor activity. The record is from RefSeq and is a predicted model, not a curated record.
UGUGCCGGAAGUCAGCGUCAAGCCCCGGUUUCGGCGGCGACGUUUUUUCUCCUCGCUUGUCCUUUUUUUUCCCCCAAAUCAUCGGGUGUUUUUUUUCUCCUCACCUCCGUGUAUUUCCACGGGCGCGAUGGUUAGAGUGGGUUCGUGGGGUUAACGUUACGCGUUUAGGACGCUGCUGAUCCCGUAUCAGCAGUCCUUAGCAAGGCUAUAUUUAAAUAAAAGGACCUAUGGUUUAUAGAAUAAUCUUCUCCAUUAUAUUAUGUGGCCUUUUCGAAAGAAAAAACAAACAAACCACAAAACACUUAAUUUUUCAUUCGCAAAAACAAUGAUACAUUAUGUGCAUCUGAAUACGUCUGAACAACGUCUCGACAAGAAUGGUCCCGCCAAACAAGUCUGCAUAAGAAACACAAAAUGUUUGGAGCAGAAUAAUGGAGGAUUCCCAUUUUAACUCCUACUUCUGGUCUCCAGUACAAGGACAGAUUGAGAAUGCUGUAUUUCUAAACAAGGUGAAGGAACAGCUGGUGCAGGACAAAAGCCCCACCUACCCACAUGGCUCCUCCCACUACCCCACCACAGCAGUGGUGGCAGUUGCUGGGGGUGUGGCUAUGGACACAACAGCUGGAGGGCGGGCGCUGAAACAGGAGCAGACGCAUCAGCCCCAGUCGUCUCACAGCAUCACCGUCGUGCCGGUCCCCUCUACCGGAAUCAUGACAGCAGCGGGCUUGGUCACUCUGGUGUCUCCUGUGUCCUCUGCUUCGUCUCUUAUCCCUGGACAUCCAGCGACUACUAUGAUAACAUUACAUACAGAUAAGAAGGAAGAUGCUGCGUCCUGCUCCCCUGUUAUCAUACCAAUACCGUCGAAACGAGGCAGGAAGAAGAAAGCCACCCUCCAGAUGGUGGGCCCGCCCACAGGAAGUGACGCGCUGAUGCUCAGUCACCUGACUGGACAGCACCAUCCAGUCGAACACUACGACCUUUCCGCGGAGGACGGCCACGCGGGGAAGGAGGGAGGAAAGACGUACAGGUGCCGGAUGUGCGGCCUCACGUUCUGCAAUAAGUCAGACAUGCAGCUGCACGCCAAGUCUCACACGGAGGUGAAGGCGCACCAGUGCCCGCACUGCUCCAAAUCCUUCGCCAACUCCAGCUACCUGGCACAGCACGUCCGCAUCCACAGUGGCGCCAAGCCCUACAUCUGCUCCUACUGCCAGAAGGCAUUCAGACAGCUCAGUCACUUACAGCAGCACACACGAAAUCACACUGAAUCCAAACCCCAUAAGUGUCCCCACUGUUCUAAGUCCUUUGCAAACACCAGCUACCUGGCCCAGCAUGUGCGGAUUCAUACAGGAGUGAAGCCCUACACCUGCUCCUACUGCCAGAAGUCCUUCAGGCAGCUCAGUCACUUGCAGCAGCAUCACAGAAUCCACACGGGAGACCGGCCGUAUAAAUGCAGUCAUCCCGGCUGCGAAAAAUCCUUCACUCAGCUGUCAAAUCUCCAGUCUCACCGCCGUCAACACAACAAAGACAAGCCAUACAAGUGCCACCACUGUAACCGUGGCUACAUCGACUCGGCCACCCUCGAGGUUCACCUCUCCACUCAUACGGUGAAGCACGCCAAGCUCUACUCCUGUGGCCUGUGCAACCGCACCUACACCUCGGAGACGUACCUUAUGAAGCACAUGCAUAAACACUCUCCGGAGAUGGCGGCCGCCCCGCAGGGGUCGGUGCCGGCCCAGCGGAGCCACAGUCCGGGCCAGGCGGGACCGGGACCAGGGGCGCCAGCGGAAGGCGCUCCGACAGCAGGUGCCCAGAGCCGGGGCGACAGGGCCGGUGCCUACCCCCAGGCCGUGUUCGACCUCCACCAGUACAAGCCGCCGCUCGUGCCGCUGCCAGACCUCCAGUACAAAACGGUCAGCAUGACCGACCUCUCGCCUCACAAAGACCUGUGUAUCACAGUGGAAGCCUCAGCUAUACAGGUGGAACAUCUGAAUUCGUGAGGUGUGAGAGUGGAUCCCCUGGAACAGGGGACGCUUAGAACAGGACCGACGUUUAAACGGGGGAGAAAAAAAAAAAAAAUGAACACAGGAACUGUGUGAACAGAAGCUGCCUGAAUGGAAACCAGUUUCCCUACUAGGCAUGUUUGUGUUCGAGGAAGCAGGUACUGUUCAUUCUAAUGGAGGAAUACUUUUUUAACUUUUUGGGCUUUUUUUUUCCCCCCUCACAAUUAUCCUGUUCUUCCUGUCAAAAGUCUUCGGUGAAAGACAUGGCUGUUUCUAUGGUUACACUGGUCAAAUGACUAAACCUUUGAACUUUUUUAUUUAAUAUAGUGGUUUAGUGAUCUGUAGGUAUUUCUAUCUACUGCUAUUACAGUAUGAACUUGCUAUUGUCAGACAGCAUGUAUGAGCUCAUUCAACAUGUUGCACAAUAUGCAUGUGGUAUUUUGCCCUUUAAUUUUUAAAAGGGCAAAAUCAAUUUUCGGUCAUGCUGAGGGGGAAAAGUAUAUCAAAGAAUCUAGUAUAUUGUGUGUGUGAGUUAAAGACUAUUUCAAGUAAUGGUACAAAAAGGAAGGCAAUGUUCCAGCAAUAGCCAGUCUGUGAAUCAUGAGACGAAUAUGGCCUUGACAUGAUUAACCCGCUUCACUAUUCAUUCAUGUGGAUUCUGUAAUAAAGGCACUAUCGUUAUAUUACUUCAUAUUAGUAUUAACACCUCCUCUCAGACACCAAGCCCCGUCCUAGACAUUAAAAAACAAGCGAAUUAGAAUGAAUCGCCCUUUUAAAAACAAUAAAAAAAUUUGACCAAUCUGA